UUUCCGCGUUCUCUGUGGCUGUGGAGGACCCAGGCGCUGCUGCAGACCCCCGAGUUCCCCCCCGCAACCCCCGGUGCCGCCAACCCUCGCAGCCCCGCCCCGGAGCGGCAGCGGGGGUGAGCCCGCCCACUAGCCCAGCGAAUCUCCCCAGAUCUUGUCCUGUGUGAGCCCCUCGGCUUGGGGCUGAAGGAUGAACUCUAAGUAUGUGCUACUGGGGUGCCUCUACUUCGUCCAAGGGACGCCAUAUGGGCUACAGUCCGGCCUGCUGCCCAUCUAUCUCCGCAGUGUGGGCCUUUCCUUCACCAAGAUCAGCUUGGCCAAAAUGCUCUACCUGCCCUGGGUCCUCAAGAUGCUGUGGGCUCCUUUAGUGGAUCAGUACCACACCAAGCAAACCUGGCUGGUGCUCAGCAUGUUUGGACUAGUGCUGGCCUGCCUAGCAUGUGCCACUAUGUCGCCAGAGACCAACUUCCUGCCCGUCGCUGUCAUGCUGCUGCUCAUGAACUUCUUUGCUUCUGUCCAGGACAUUGCGGUGGACGGAGUAGCCGUUCGGCUCCUGAGACAGGACGAGAUUGGGUACGGAAACACCAUCCAAGUGGUGGCAUACAAACUGGGUUCUGUGCUGGCGGGAGGAGGCCUCCUGACCUUGAUGCACCUGUUGGGCUGGGGGGUUCUCUUCUUGCUUCUGGCCAUCAUUUAUCUUCUGGCCAUACUGUAUGUGUGGAGUGCUCCGGUACUGCAGCUCACGCUGGGACGGCCUUCCCAGGAUGGCCAGCCCCGGGCAAGAACCUUCAACCCUUGGAGAAUUCUCCAGGAGCUUUUCCAUGUGCGGGGCACCCUUUGGACCGCUGGCUUUGUCCUCCUCUACAAGCUUGGUGAGCAAGGCGCCACCACCAUGUUCCCACUCUUCCUGCUGGACCAUGGAUUCUCCACACAGCAACUUGGCUUCUGGAACGGGGUGGUAGCCAUGGUCUUCUCCAUCACAGGUUCCUCGCUGGGUGGCCAGCUGAUGUCCAAGCAGAGGUGGCCACUGUCUCUGCUGAAGGCUCUGUUACUGCUCCGCUUCUGCAGCCUGAACUUGCAGACCUUUUUGGUCUUCAUCUACGAUGAUGGAGUCUCUCUCUUCAAAGGGGCUGCGAUCCUGAGUAUCUGUGUCCAGCACUUCAUUGGAGGGCUGAUCACCACCCUGGUUUUCAGCACCAUGAUGCAGUGCACACAGAGGGCUGAUGGCAGCAUACAGGCCACUCAUUACAGUUUCCUGGCCACCCUGGAAGUGCUGGGCAAGCUGGCAUUCAGCACCUUUGUCGGGAGCAUCGUGGACUGGCUGGGCUUUGCAUCCAGCUUCUGCUUCUUCCUCUUCCUCUCCUUCAUCUCUGUGCUCUACGUCUUGAAUAUGCCUUCUGGCGUGAGCUAAGGAGACAUGCCCGGCCUCUCCAGGGAUUCACUGUGGGUGGGCUGUGGGCCAGGCUUAAGGGAUGGACGGCUGAGAAUCUCCCUGGCUGGACUUGCAGAGGCCUUGAGCAGGCGUAUUAAUUUGCACUCCUGGUGGACAUUGGAGGAGCCCAAAAAUGCCUGUGAAAAUGAAACAUCACAGGACCAAAUCCUAAGACACUGAGCGCCUGCACCUCCUGCUGGAGCCCUCAGGAAUUGCAGGGGCUCAGCCUUUCCCUAUGAGUGUCUCGGCAGCUAUAACCAACUUCUAAGUAAGAUCUCCUCUCCCACCCCCGGUAUGGCCUACACUCCUGGCUUUCACCAGAGCUGCCUUAGGGAGCCAGGGUCCUGCGCUUACACUCCAGCCUCUAGGAUCUGAAAUUAAAAUGUUUGU
Messenger RNA from Chelonoidis abingdonii (Abingdon island giant tortoise), 1822 nucleotides. It is a transcript of the gene SLC33A2, whose product is annotated as major facilitator superfamily domain containing 3. Gene Ontology annotation, biological process: transmembrane transport. The record is from RefSeq and is a predicted model, not a curated record. Gene Ontology annotation, molecular function: transmembrane transporter activity. Lineage: Eukaryota; Metazoa; Chordata; Testudines; Testudinidae. Gene Ontology annotation, cellular component: membrane.